Messenger RNA from Penaeus monodon (black tiger shrimp), 1668 nucleotides. RefSeq names its product dynamin-binding protein-like. The record is from RefSeq and is a predicted model, not a curated record. The transcript is spliced from 10 exons. Gene Ontology annotation, molecular function: guanyl-nucleotide exchange factor activity; protein binding. Lineage: Eukaryota; Metazoa; Arthropoda; Malacostraca; Decapoda; Penaeidae. Bases 1 to 1668 code for a protein of 555 amino acids. Gene Ontology annotation, cellular component: cytoplasm.
AUGAGCCUGGCCCUGACGGCGGGGGCAGUGGGCCACGCGGGCCGCCCACCUGCCGCGCCCUGCCCCCGAAGCACCGAGGCUGCCCCGACCGACCCCGACGACCUGUCAGACUUCGAUGACUUUUCCGACGAAGCGGACGAGGAGCUGGAGCCGACCGGAGCGCAAGCGCAGACGAGCCUCAGGCCGGGGCGGAACCGUGAGCGCGUCGAGGAGCUGGUCCGGACGGAGAAAGACUACAUCGGCGACCUGGAGGUGCUCCUGCGGGUCAUCAACGAGACCAUCUCCUCGUCCGGCUGGGGCGAGGGCGCCGGCCUCCAUCUGCGGCCGCUCCUUGGCAAUGUCGUUCAGGUGAUGAGCGCAGCCAAGAGGUUCCUGGCUGACCUGGAGGCCGCCCUCUGCAACUCGGAGGAGGACAUGCAGGUCGGGCGCGUGUUCCUGCAGCACGCGAACGACUUGUGCGAGGUCUACAAAGUUUAUUGCUCCAACUACAACGUGGAGGUCAUCCCUUUGCUCAAAAAGUACGAGGGCGAGGAGGACGCCCAGUUGGCGCUCAAAACGGUGACGGAGGAACUGCGGAGAAACAAAGCGCAUCUCAUCGAUGUCAACAGUGUUCUCAUCAAGCCUGUGCAGCGCGUCCUCAAGUACCCACUCUACCUGAACGAGCUCCUGAGAGGAACCCCCGCCCACCAUCGCGACCAGAAGAAUCUCGAAGCCGCCCAAGGUCGCAUCAACGAGGCAGCGAGAGAAAUCAAUGAGUACACCCGCGCUAUUGAUCUGGUGCACAAAUACAGGGCCGAUACGGACCAUUCGCUUCAAGGCAAAAUGAAGCGAGUUAACUUCCACUCCAUCGUCAAGAAAAGCAACAGAAUGUCGACUUACGUGUCUCAGAAACUAGGAAUUAUGAACCAGACGACGAGUUCGAAGUUUAUCGCGGAAGAGGCGAGGUUCCGCAGCGUCCAGAAAGGCGCUCGGGCUUUGGCGGAACACGUGAGCAACGUAGUAGAUGCCGUCAGGGCAAGGCACGCGGCCGAGCUCCUCAUCGCCGAGGCGCUGGAGGAUAUCUUCCCGUGGGCGCUCGAGGCCCCCAAAGUCAAGGAAGUGACACUGGACACAUGCAAUAGGCUCCUGCAGCAGUUUGACCACGAGAUCGAGGAGCGAGUGCUGGUUCCCGUGCGGACGGUGGAAGCCCUGUGCGAGGCGCCCGACCGCCUCCUCGCCAAGACGCAGGACAAGCUCCUGGACUUCGACGCCGCUCAGAGUCGCCUCCAGGCGACCAAGGACUCCGCCAAGGUUGCCGCGGUGAGUCCCUUGGUGUGGCUAAAGGCCAGAGCCCUGGAGGAGGAGGAGGCGCAGGCCCGUGAGACGUACGGGGCGCUGCACCGUCAGCUACUGGCCGAGCUCCCCGAGCUCAACGACCGCGCCGUCAUCGUGCUGGAGAUCGCCACGCGCUCGCUGGUCGCCGCGAGGCUCUACUUCCAGGGCCACCUCGCCAAGCUCUACCUGCAGCUCACUGCGGAGACCUCUGGGCCUUUUGGGGUUCGCCUUUUGCAAAAGCACAAAAAACCGCCCCCAGGACUCAAGGGAAAUCAGAUAGGUAGCAAUAUCAUCAGCAAAAAAAGUCUGAGCCCUUUGAUUUUCCCCAGUUUUGCCCCACCAGAUUUUGGCUAG